This is a messenger RNA of Durusdinium trenchii, 1406 nucleotides long. The record is from the annotation of a GenBank genome assembly. Lineage: Eukaryota; Dinophyceae; Suessiales; Symbiodiniaceae.
AAACCAUCCACGUGCCACUCCGUCCUUCACCUCGCCUCCUCACCAUGGCGAAUGCAGCCAUCGCCGCGGCCGCGGUGGGCUUGGCGCCUGACUUGAAGAAGCGCGUCGAGAUCAUGGCGGAGCACGUGGCCAAGAACGGUGUGGACUUUGAGACCACCGUGCGUGGUAAAAAUGCUCAAAAUCCGCAGUUCCAGUUCCUGCUGGGUGGUGAGGGCUCCGAGUACUACCAAGCCCUCCUGGCCUCGCACCGUACCUCCACACCGGGCCCGGGCCGUUGGGCACCGCCCACGCUGAACGGCGCGGCCGGCGCGGGCGCGCCGCCAAACGGCGCGGCCGGUGCAGCGCAACUGUCGGAGUUGAUGCAGCGCUGGCCGACGCCGGAGGUCAUGUUCUUGAGCCCGGAGCACGAGCGGCAACUCACGGAAAUCUUGAGCUCCUUGGAGAAGAGCUCCUCCCGAGACGCCAUUGCCAUUGGCCGAGCUUGGGUGGAGGCUCGAGUGGAUCUGGCCCCUGCGCUGGCGAGUAACAUCAUGAAGCGCAUGGUCUUUCUGUCAAGCAGCCUGCACAGACUGCACGUUUUAUACUUGCUGCACGAUAUCUUUAUUCACGAAACUGGCCGACUGGGUGGGAACCCUGGCCCGCUGAUCUCCGCGUUCAAACCCUGCUUGGUUUGGAUGGCGCGACCUACCUACCAGAUUGCCCAGAGCAUGGACAGUGAAGGGUGCGAGAAGAUCCGGAAGCUGUUGAACUUGUGGGUGGAGAAGAGCAUUUUGACGCCUCAAGAAGCGGAAGAGAUUUCCAUCUUGAUGGCGGCCAAGGAUUUGCCUUCUCCACCAUCUGGACGGCUCCUGCAACAGGUUGGAGUUCAAAUGGGCAUGUCCGUCUCGCAGAUGCAAGGCCAAAACAACUUGGUCGGCAAUAUCCUGGGGGCCCUGGCCCCUGCGGACAAGCCGCCCGCGGCUCCGCCACCAGCGCCAGCGCCCGGGGCACUGGUGCCGUGUCAAGCCCUGGCACCACGGCCUCCAGGAGUGCAACCGCCAAUGCCAGGAAUGCCUGGGCCAGCAGGACUUCAACUUGCCUUGGCCUCCGGUGCCCUGGCCCUGCCGAGCGCGGCCUCGGAAACCCCGGAGAGCGUGCCCGUGGGCGUGAUGUCCUCCAUGCUGAAGCAGGUGUCCAGGCGCGGCAAGGACUUGCACGCGGCAUUCGUGCCCUACCGGCCCCUAGAUCCCUUCUACACACCUCAGACGGUGCCUCCCUUGCCGUCGCCCUCCCCGCGGAUCCUGGAGCGCCUCUCGCAGUUCUACCGCGCGGUGGGCGAAGCGGCCCGCAGUCGGUCUCCCACGCGGUGAGCGACCUCCGCCCGAAGGGCGGCAGAUCGAGGGCGGAAAAGGCCGGUGAGAGGAAAA